AUGGUAUGUCCUCCAACCCCCAACCCAGUCGGCUUCCCAGUCGGCUUCCCAGUCGGCUUCCCAGUCGGCUUCCCAAUCAUCGCUAACCCUACAAAGUCCGACACCGGUCUCCCUCCCGGCUGGGAAGUCCGCCACUCCAACUCCAAAAACCUCCCCUACUACUUCCACGCCGACACCAAAGACUCCCGUUGGGAGCCCCCCGAAGGCACCAACAGCGACCUCCUCAAAGUCUACAUGGCGAACUACCACUCCAGCGCCCCGCUCCCCAAGUCCGACAGUGGCGCCAACGGCAACGACGGGAAGAUCCGCGCCGCCCACCUGCUCAUCAAGCAUCGCGACAGCCGCCGCCCGAGCAGUUGGCGGGAGGCGCAGAUCACGAGGUCGAAGGAGGAGGCGCGGGAGAUCUUGCAGGCGCACGAGGCGCGGAUCCGGGCGGAGGAGGCGGCGUUGGGAGAGAUUGCGAUGAGCGAGUCGGAUUGCAGCAGUGCGCGGAAGCGGGGGGAUUUGGGAUUCUUUGGGAAAGGCGAUAUGCAGAAGGAGUUUGAAAUGGCGGCGUUCGCGCUCCAGCCCGGGGAGGUGAGCGGGAUCGUGGAGACGGCGUCGGGACUUCAUUUGAUCGAACGGUAG
Eremomyces bilateralis CBS 781.70 is the source of this 627-nucleotide messenger RNA. RefSeq names its product peptidyl-prolyl cis/trans isomerase. Gene Ontology annotation, cellular component: nucleus; cytosol. The coding region runs from base 1 to 627 and encodes 208 amino acids. The transcript is spliced from 2 exons. Gene Ontology annotation, molecular function: protein binding; peptidyl-prolyl cis-trans isomerase activity. Lineage: Eukaryota; Fungi; Ascomycota; Dothideomycetes; Eremomycetales; Eremomycetaceae. The record is from RefSeq and is a predicted model, not a curated record.